AUGUCGCUCCAUCGUCUGGCCACGCGCGAUGGGCGCGUCAGGGUGGAGGUGUGUGCGUAUGGCCUGACGAUCCACCGGAUCGAGGUGCAGCGCGAGCAGCGCACGUUCGAUGUGCUAGCGGGGCCGGAAGAUGCGGCGGACCACAGAGCGCUCGGUCGUCGCUUUUACGGGCAAGUCGUGGGGCGCUAUGCGAACCGCCUGCCGGCUGGCACAUGGGCAUGCCGCGACGGCACGCUCCAGUUGGCCGAGUGGGGCGGCGCUGGCAUCAGUCAUCACGGUGGGCCGCCGCCGUCUCGGGCUGAGCAGGCGGGCGGGCCAUGGGACUGUGUCACGUGGGCGCACCUACCACGUCCCAGCAUGUACACGCAGGCAGAGUGCGAUGUGUGGGAUGCGUCGGCGUGUUUCGUGCACGAGUCGCCGGCCGGAGAUCAGGGAUACCCGGGACGUGUGCGUGUCGAGGCGCUGGUGGGCGUGCGGGCUGGCGUCUCGUCGCUGGGCCAGGUGCAUGUGGAGUACCGCGCACGGAUCGAGGACGAGGCGUCUGCGACGCCGCUCAACGUGACGCAGCACUGGGGCUUUUAUCUGGGCACGUCAGAGCCGGCGACGGUGGAUGGCCACACAUUCCGUCUUCAUUGCGAUACGGUGCACCGCCUUGUCCUCGAUGAGCGGGGCGUGCCGACCGGCGCUGUCGAGGCGUGUGCGGGGACGCCGUACGACUGGACGCAGCCCGAUCAGCGGAUCCGACCCGAUGCCGACUACGACCACUUCUACGUGUGGGGAGCGAAGCGUGACGCGAAUGCGCCUAUCGCGACGCUCAGUGGCUCGAAUGGCCUGGCGCUUGUGUUCCGAACGAAUCAGACGGGUGUGCAAAUGUAUGUGCCGCCCGGGCCCACCGGUGCGCACAAAGCCCUGCACGCAGCGUAUGGUCCGCAUCAUGCCGUGUUUGUGGAAUGGUCGGCUCCACACGCCACGUUUUUGCGGCCGGCGUUGCAGGCCUGGGCGGGCGGCGAUACGUGGCUUCGAGAAGGCCACAUGUAUCAGAAUUACGUCACCAUGGAUAUAGAACCACAUCAUCAUCAACCAGCCUAA
This is a messenger RNA of Malassezia restricta, 1089 nucleotides long. Its product is annotated as aldose 1-epimerase. Gene Ontology annotation, biological process: glucose metabolic process; beta-D-galactose catabolic process via UDP-galactose, Leloir pathway. The record is from RefSeq and is a predicted model, not a curated record. Gene Ontology annotation, molecular function: aldose 1-epimerase activity; carbohydrate binding. The coding region runs from base 1 to 1089 and encodes 362 amino acids. NCBI's taxonomy places the organism in Eukaryota, Fungi, Basidiomycota, Malasseziomycetes, Malasseziales, Malasseziaceae. The transcript has a single exon.